AAGGAACGCAAGGUUGCAGAAUACUACAAGAAACAGGAGAAGCUUCUUGAAGGGUAUAAUGACAUGGAUUCGAUGACUGAAACGGGUUAUUUCCCUGGAAGUCUCACUGAGGAUGAAAUGAAGCAAUUAGCAAGAAGUGAGAGACUGGCAGUGAAUGUGUCGAAUGCUGCUAACUUGGUGCUAUUUGCAGCAAAGGUUUACACUUCCAUUCAGAGCAAAUCAUUAGCAGUCAUUGCUUCCACCAUGGAUUCUCUCUUAGAUCUCUUGUCUGGCUUCAUAUUGUGGUUCACUGCCUAUGCCAUGAGAAAUCCAAACCAGUAUCACUACCCCAUUGGAAAGAAAAGGAUGCAACCGGUGGGUAUCAUUGUUUUUGCAUCUGUGAUGGCAACCUUGGGAUUGCAGAUUCUGAUUGAGUCUGGCAGACAAAUCAUUACGAAGUCUAAGCCUGAAAUGGAUUCCCAAGAGUUGAAAUGGAUGAUCGGUAUUAUGGCAUCUGUUACUGUAGUGAAGUUCGUACUCAUGAUCUACUGUCGAAGGUUUAAGAACGAAAUUGUCAGAGCCUAUGCACAAGAUCAUUUUUUUGAUGUUAUCACUAACUCAGUUGGAUUAGUUGCUGCUGUGCUUGCUGUGAAGUACUCUUGGUGGAUUGAUCCAAUGGGAGCUAUUAUUAUAGCUGUGUACACAAUUAGCACAUGGGCAAAGACAGUGAUUGAGAAUGUGUGGUCUCUUAUUGGAAGAACAGCACCACCUGAUUUUCUGGCAAAGUUGACAUAUCUGAUAUGGAAUCACCAUGAAGAGGUUAAGAACAUAGACACUGUGAGAGCAUACACCUUUGGUGCUCAUUACUUUGUUGAAGUGGACAUAGUGUUGCCAGAAGAUAUGCCUCUCUGUCAAGCACACAACAUUGGUGAGACAUUGCAGGAAAAAUUGGAGCAACUUCCUCAAGUUGAAAGAGCCUUUGUUCACAUUGAUUUUGAGUUUACUCACAGACCUGAACAUAAGAUGAUGGUAUAACUAUAUGCCAAACUAAAUCACUAGUAAAAGGGUUGGUUUUAAUGUGUGGCUAAUAUCAUUUUUUCAUAGGGUUAAUUUAAUUUUCAUAAUUACUUUUCUUAGAAUGAAUUAAGUAUAUUUUCUCUCCAAACAUCUU
Molecule: messenger RNA, 1150 nt
Organism: Vigna umbellata (rice bean)
Lineage: Eukaryota; Viridiplantae; Streptophyta; Magnoliopsida; Fabales; Fabaceae
Source: RefSeq, a predicted model, not a curated record